Messenger RNA from Zootermopsis nevadensis, 2390 nucleotides. RefSeq names its product putative NADPH-dependent quinone oxidoreductase VAT1L. Gene Ontology annotation, molecular function: zinc ion binding; oxidoreductase activity. NCBI's taxonomy places the organism in Eukaryota, Metazoa, Arthropoda, Insecta, Blattodea, Termopsidae. The record is from RefSeq and is a predicted model, not a curated record.
UGCCAGCGACUCCGAAGGACAAGAGCGCAGAUUAUACCAACAAAGCCCAACAUAUCAGAGCGCGGCUUCGUUCGUGGUAGUGUCGUAGUUAUUCGUCACUGAAAUGUCUGAUCAACAGGACGCAAAGCCGACCGAAGAGAAGGCAGAGCAGCCAGAAGUUUCAGCUGAGGAAAAUGAAACUGCUGAUAAAACUCCAGAGCAGCCUCCAAAAGAAAUGCGAGCCGUCGUGCUCACCGGUUUCGGAGGUCUUAAAUCUGUCAAGGUUUUGAAGAAACCUGAACCAACACUGGGCGAAGGGGAAAUCCUCAUUAGGGUGAAGGCAUGUGGGCUCAAUUUCCAAGAUCUGAUGGUGCGUCAGGGUGCGAUCGAUUCGCCACCGAAGACUCCGUUCACCAUGGGGUUCGAGUGUGCCGGGGAAGUGGAAGAAAUCGGGGAAGGAGUCACGGACUUCAAGGUGGGUGAUCGCGUGGUCGCGUUGCCGGAGUACCGAGCAUGGGCCGAGCUGGUGAUCGUCCCUUCCCGGUAUGUGUACCACAUUCCUGCCGAACUCAGCUACCUGGAUGCUGCUGCGAUCGCCAUGAACUAUCUGGUCGCCUACAUCCUGCUCUUCGAGCUAGGUGGCCUGGCGCCUGGCAAGAGCGUCCUCGUCCAUUCCGCUGGUGGCGGCGUCGGCCAGGCGGUGGCGCAGCUGAGCAAGACUGUCUCUGACGUCACGGUGUUCGGCGUCGCCUCCAAGAACAAGCACGAGGCCCUGAAGGCGUCCAUUGACCAUCUCUUGGAGCGAGGCAGCGACUACGCCAGUGAAGUGCGCAAACUUUCGCCAGAGGGCGUGGACAUUGUCCUGGACUGUUUGUGUGGGGAUGAAUGUAACAGAGGCUACUCGCUACUGAAGCCGAUGGGCAGAUACAUUCUCUAUGGAUCUUCAAAUGUUGUAACAGGUGAAACAAAAAGCUUCUUCAGUGUCGCAAGAUCAUGGUGGCAAGUGGACAAAGUGUCUCCCAUCAAGCUGUUCGACGAGAACAAGACUCUGUCUGGUUUUAAUUUGCGCCACCUAAUGUACCAGCAGAACGGCGCUCCCUAUAUCAAACGCAUCAUGGAAUCUGUGUUCAGUCUUUGGAAGGAUGGCAAGAUUAAACCUGUUGUUGACUCUACUUGGGCCCUGGAAGAUGUACCAGAAGCAAUGCAGAAAAUGCAUGAUCGUAAAAACAUUGGAAAGAUUGUGCUGGAUCCCGAGAUGGAGCCCAAGCCAAAACCUGCCACCCCAGCCAAAGGUAAGGCUAAGGGAGGAGACAAAGAGGAGAAGAAGAAGGAAGAGGAGAAUCCUGGAAAUGAUACAGAACAGGCUGCAGCAGAAACCAAAGAAGAAAAGAAUUCAAGUUGAAUUUAAUGGGGAGGCAGUGGAGGAAGGAAGCCAUGAACCGCUUAAUGUUCAAAUCAACUACAUAUUGAAAUUUGUGCUGUGUUAUAUUUUUGUGUAAGAUAUUAGCAUAAUAAUAAUAAUAAUACUUAUUUUGUCAAUAUACUUUACAAAUGGAAAGAUUGUAUGUAUGUGUGUACAUUUAUGGUCGCAUGUGUGUGUGUAAACGUGUGCAUGCGUGUUGCUAUACCUUCUUUUUCAUCCCUUGACCGUGCGUUACACAUACACGAAACAUUUUGCCACAAAUAAUAAAACAUUGUAUAUCAAAACAUUUUCCUGACGAUGUAUGUGAUUACAUACAUACAAUCAAUAACUGGAGUUUCAUAAAAUCUAAUUUUUCUACCUCCUUUGAAGACUAUUUUAGAUAGUUCAUCGACUCUUUACCUUUCACAGUAUAUACGCUUCUUCAACCACAGUGAUAUUUUACAGUAGAACUUUCAGUAUAUUAACUAUUUUAUAUUCAGUGAUGUGUGAAACGAAUACAGGUCUACCUCUGACAGGGUCAGAAGCCUAAUAAUCUUACCACGAGUACUUCACGACUACAUAUUAUGUUUGUGUUUCAAUCACUGUAUGAAUUAUAAUCUGAUGCUUUGAAUGUGAUAAAUGGGUCAGGUCUGGGUUCUGAAACUGCCAAAAAAAAGAAGUCAUGACCAUAUAUACACAGUACUUUGUAACUUAAAUAUAAUCAUAUGAGAUGAUGUGCUGCUUUCAAAAACUGCUAUUUGUUGUACCACUUUAUAUAUAAGACGUAUGGCUUAUUGGUGUAAGACUGAGUUGUUGCUUUAUUGCUUAUGGGUUUAAUUUCCUUUACUUCAAUUGUUAUUUGUAAUAAGAAUGCCACAUAUGAAUGGAAGAUCUGUAAUUUGUUUGACAAUCUUCGCUCCCCACUGAAUUACUGUGUUAUAGUUCAAUUCUGAGCUUAUAAGCUGUAUGUUGAGGCAAGAAGGCUCAAUAAAGUUGGCUUUGAAAACUA